Messenger RNA from Porites lobata, 9992 nucleotides. The record is from the annotation of a GenBank genome assembly. Lineage: Eukaryota; Metazoa; Cnidaria; Anthozoa; Scleractinia; Poritidae.
AUGGAAUUAGUAAAAGAGAAUCCGGAGAAAUAUUAUGCUUUUGGUGAGGAAAUUGGAAGGUAAAUAUACGUUUCUUUAAGUCUUUUUUGAGAAUUUAUCAAUUGGAACCGAGCUUAAAGUGAUUUGAUUUAAACUCACACAAAAAUUACAACUAUUAAUGACUUGAAUGAUUGUGAAAUGUAUCUCUUGCGAUUUACGAGAAAAACUAACCGCUAAAGAAGGUUUUAGCACGCCUAAUUCCACUUAGAAAAUGUUUGACACGGUUUGCAUGCAAAAUACUUUGUUUUCUCUUUGUAAGUAGUGUAAAGUUACAUUGAGAAGUGACGGUACGGUCGCGUCGAAUUUGUUUAUACUUUAUGGACACAGGAACCUCAUACUUCCGCCAAUGAUGGAAUUUACUGCAAGCUUUUUUUCAGUAAAUGCAUAUAUUUUCAUCUUCUUAAAUUCCUCAUCGUACAAUUCACGCUUUAACUUGCCUUGGAAUUAAGCAAUUUCUUGCUGCCUAGAGGACGUCUAUUUAAUUUGUUUGGGCUGACUCCUCUCGGAGGUUUAGCCCUAUUCUAUUAUAUCCGUAUUUAUUCCUCGUUUUCUCCUUCCAUCAAAAUGGCACCUUUCGUAUGCCUAUAGCAGCCUUUCUACAACUUACUUAUUCUUUAAAGAUGAUUAAAAAAAUCCAGAGGGGAUGGGCGGUGGGAGGUGGUUGGCCUCCAUCACAGCUUUUGAGCAUCAAGUGUGUAAAAUUCCUAUGGACAUUUCAAUCGAUAAGUGUAACAAUACUUGAGCAUGAAACUUAAAUUUCUUUUUCGAGGAAGUACCGAAUAUUUUGAAGCUAUGCAGCAAAGGAAAAAUAGACCUCAUUGUGUUUAUACAACUGUGAAGUUUGCGCAGCUCUUACUGGCUGGUCACGUUUCUCCAUUUACCGUUUUAUGUUGACCCCGGGGUCGCCAUAAUCAAUCUUUGUGGCUGUUUUAUUUAAGAUUGCAGGAUAUCCUUCCUAAAAGGGAAAACAUUAACCUGUCUUGUAAAUGGAAUAGUCCGACAACUUAAGCCACUUCUAUUUUUCUGGCGCGGAGCAUUACCAUCUGGAAUUUACUUGAAAUACCCAUUUGCAAUUAACUCGUAACCGAAUCAUUUUAGUAUAUUACUGUGAUUGACAACAGACAAGAAAUAAUUUUAAGUCUCAAAAGUUUUGUUUUUAAGACAGUAGUUUUCAUAAACAAUUUAAUGGGAUAAAAUAUUUUCGAAGAUGGCACCCGAUAUCACAGAAGACCUUUUCAAAGUUAAAUAUUCGACUAAACCACCAGGAUAAACAUGUUUAAAAUACAUCUCUUUUUAAUUUCCAUUAAACAUGUCUGUGUUUUAAAAUUGGAGAUGUUUACUUAUUGCAAAAUUACUAACAUGACGUUUGGAAGGUAUUCGUAAGGGACCGGUCAUUAUUUAGCGGGGGGGAGGGCUACUAUGUUUGGGGGGAGGGCCACAAUUUUUUUAGCCUCACUUUGGGGAGGGCCAUUUUAUAAAAAUGCCUUUGAGGGGAGGGCUACCAUUUUUGUAGCUCAAGUAUUUACCUCAAGUCUUCAAACUCAGAAUUCUCUUUAUUUGAGCCCACUGUAUCUGUUUUAAUAUGUAAUUUAAGGAAAAGGUCUUGAAGGACCGAAGGGAAAGGAAGUGCUGGGCUUUCUCACGUGCACUGUGUUAGCCCCUCCCUUUCUAGCGCCUGUCUCGCAGGCUACAAAAUCACGCCCCUUGGGGGAGUUCCUUCACAGUCCUACGAAGAUGUGCUGCUGGCUCUGCGAGACUCUUUUCCAUUAGAGCUCAAGACAAGAGAACAAUAAAAUAGCCACUUGUCCAAAAAAAGGUGAUAACCAGUUCCAGAGUCAAAGUGGCAAAAGGUAUAACCUCUUGACUGGCACAUCCCCGUAUAGUCCACUCAGGCAUGAGACUGAGUAAUAAUUGAUACAAAACCCAGCAGAGUAACUGUAUUGAUCCUUACUGUUUUUCAAGAACCAGUCAGAUGCCAUUUCGCUUUAUUAAAAAAGCCUUUCAUUAGACCGAUCAAUUUUAAAUUUUUCAAUUUCAAUUUUCAAUUUUUUCAAUUUCAAUUUUCAAAUUAAGCCCUUAAAGACCUCCUCGGCGUAUAAUUCUUUCUUAACAAUACCACCAGGGGCCAAUCACCCUCCCUAGGUUCUCUCUCUCCUCUGCAGAGGCCGCUUUGCAUCGUAGGGAGGCUGGGGAGAAGGGGAAAAAAAUCCUCUUCCCAUCUUCCCCAGCGCACUUUCUAUUUUUCCAUUAUUGUCAUUUUUAUCGGAACACUCAGCGGGAGAUUCGGCGGAGAAGAGAGCCUAAUGUUGGCUUCUUAAUUCUGGCGACAUGCGGAUCAAAAACGAUUCAGCCCAUAGCCUGCGUAGCUGGAAGGAUUCUUGUCGCCGUGGUAUUUUCUUCUUUCUCGGCGGCGGAGCCUGUACGCGAAGCGAGCGGUGAAGCUGCGAGGGCCUAUCUCGCCAGCUACGCUGGCCACGGCCCUACGGAAAGCGGGUUGCACCUUUGCGCUUACCAACUCCAUGUUUAACCUCCAAGUCACGCCCUCCGUCAUCCGGCCCGUUGGUCAUGGCAAAUAUUGUAUCCUCUUUAAGGAAAGGGGAAUGGGGAUAUGGGGCGCGUCAAAAGUCUGCCACGCAGGUUAACGUCAAAGUGAUAUGGGCAUCCCCGCAUUUUGGGCAUCCCCAUUCCCAAAACCCUAGAGCUAUGAAUAUCCCCUGUAACCCUAACCCUAACCCUAACCCAAAUCGUUAAGGUGAUAUGAGAAGGGGAUGCCCAUAUCACUAGGGUUUUGGAAAUAGGGAUGCCCAAAACGCGGGGAUUCCCAUAUACUCCCCCAAGGUUGCUCUCAGUCAGCUCAACCAAUUAAGAAGCUUUAGCAAAGACGUUUUAGAAGCACGAAUGAGAACCGGAAGUGGACUUUUUGCAUUCUUGAGACGUGGUUUUGCUUAUUUUCUAAGCGAAUCCUUUCUAUAGGACUAAGGAGACCCAGUAAUACAAUUAAUUUUGGUAACGUUAACACAUAUUGAAAGGCAAAUGGCCUCACUUUCUGUUAAAGUUUGUCGCUUAUAAAACGUCUCUGCUUUAGCUCCAUAAAUAUGACCUAAAAUUCAUUUAACAGAGGAAAGUAUGCGGUGAUCAAAACAUGCUCUGCUAAGAAAACAGAAAAGAAACUUGUAGCCAAGCUGAUCAAAUACGAGUCUGGAACUGAAAAAAAUGCCAAGCAAGAGUUUGACAUCAUGAAGACAUUCAAACACGACAAGCUGUUGAUGGCCAAGGAUGGAUACAUCGUUCAAAAAUACGUCGUGAUUUUAAUGGACCAGUAAGUAUUAAUAUUCGCAUCCUCUUUAUAAAGGGAUCUUUGUAGAAUAUGAGUUAGGAGCUAAAACAUCAUUCUAAUGAUCAGCGCCUCUUUUGUCUUUGGCUAGUUAGGGUCUUAGCACACUUACUCUGUAGCAUCCGAUCUGGGUUAUAAAAUAUUUACCCUUAUCUGGCGAAGGACAGAAGAAAGAAUAUGUCCAGUUUGUAAACUAGAAAUGAAGGAUGAAUAUCACUUUUUAAAUGUAUGUUCCGCUUACCAGGAAAAAAGAAACGUGAUCCUAUUCGAUAACUUGAAAAAUGAGCAUCUUAUAAGAGUGAACGAAAUGUGUCACCAAAUGAAAUAUUCAGAUUUUUACUAAAUCCCGCUUACGAGAAGCCUGAAACCCAAAAAUUGAUAACGAAACAUGUGUUCGAGUGUCUGUCUGUAUGUAAAUAUCACUAUUUGUAAUAACUUGUUAUACAUGUAUAAUGCUUUAAAUAGCUUAGCAUAGAACAUUGUAAUUUUAAAUUAUUUAGAAAGUAGUAGAUGUACCAAGUGAUGUAAGAUUGUCUAUUUACCCUGUCUCUAUUUAGUACGGCUGUGGCUCAGUGUUACUGAAAAAUGAAAACCACCCUGUGGAAUGGUUUUAUGACAAUAUGUCUGCCGAACGCGAGCAAUUUAACCUGCGCGUGUAAUGUUUCUAUUAUCUUAUAAGAGUCGAAGGCAAAGAUGUACUUGAAUUCCUUGGAGGAAGAUCCAAAGCCAGUGAAGAGGAUGCCUCGUUAAUAAUUGCACAACUUAUUGAAGCGCUAACCUACUUGCACAAGCAGAAUAUUGUACAUCUUGAUAUCAGGGUAAGACAUUGAUCUCUUGCAAUCCAGUUACCUCCUUAGCUGAGCUAGCUCUCGUUUGUUGCGAGGUAGAAGCCUUGACUGGACCACCAAGGGGGUAAUAGGCUAUUUCUGAGUUCCAAAAACUGUCGUUUUCAAAACGAGGCCAAGUGCAAAAACGUUCUUGUAUUAAUGAGUUUCAUUUGCAUGGCAACUCGGAAAUGACCUAUUAGAGUUUUUUUCAUUUUCAUUGAUUUUUUUUUUUCUCAUUCCAUUAAAAAUAAUAGAAGAUAAAUCUCAGACAAACGUCAGUGCCCUCAGUCAUAGAAAGUUUAUAAUAGGUGAUAGAUAAAAUACAUUUAGGAUCAUUACAUUUAAAUACUUUUGUCAGAGAGAAGCAAAAAAUAAAAAAUGGAAAGCAGAGAGGCCCAUCUUGAGUUAUCUUGGUCAACUAAUAUUGGGCGCCUAAAAUAACAUAGUAAUAUAAGAAACAAUUGUAGGUGCUAAUAAAUAGGCAAGGAUAAAAACCUUUAAUUGCAGAAUCAAAGAGAGCGACAAAAAAUAUGGCCAUCUUGCUCGUUGGCCACUGACCAAGUAUAAAAAAAUCAGGUUAGAGAGAAAGUAAGGAUUAGCACGACUUUCUGUGCGGGAGGUCCGAAGUUCGAUUCGCAGUUGUGACCUCAAAUCUUUGUUUCUACUUCGUUCCUUUCUUUGACGCUUUAAGUAGUUUUUAUGCCUGUAAAACGGAGCAUUGAUUGUGAGAGAGGGAAAAAUGUGCGCACCGUCGGCCUGCGAUGUCUGUCUAAUCUAAUGAUGCAGAAUGAGGAAUGAUCCUCAAACUACGAGGUUGAAAAAGAACCUGAAAAUUAAUUCAGGUUUGACCGGGAAUGGAACCCGGCUGACCUUUGCGAUGACCGGACGCAAUGGUCUAUCCAUUUAGCUAAUCAAGCCAGCUGGAGAGCAGGCCAUUGUGAGUUCCUAAUAUACCCGACAGUGCAAAUGAAAUGAAUGGAGAUAUAUGAAGUGACUCAUAUUUUGAACUGUGCAUAAAGACAUGAAAGUGGAAAUGAUCCUCGCAGUUGAAUAAACUACCCAAGCGGUUUCCACCAUCGGGUAUCUUACGAACUCAAAAUGACCUUCACUCCUUUGUCCCCCUUUCAUAAAUUCAAAGGAAGCGUCCCUGACGGUUGUUCAAAAAGAGUGGCGGAUAUUGAACCCGUUGCUGCAGUCAAUCUUUCAUGAGGGCGGGGGAUUCAGUACUGCUUCGGCUACUCUGCUAACAUAAACAAGGCUGGCAAAGAUAAUGCUCUCUGGCAAGGAUUUCCUUGCAUUCUCAAGGCACAUUUGCUUAGCUUCUUAUCCUUUUUCAUGUCAAUAGCCUGCGAACAUUUUAAUGUCAAAAGAUUUCAAGUUAACACUCAUCGAUUAUGGAAAUGCUAGGCGGAUCAAGUCUCCUGAAGGUCAAUUGGUUGACGCUUUUGGAGUGACAGAAUUCACAGGUGAGUACAGGGAGUAACCGUUAAAGUCCCCACAAGGAGCGACAAAAGUUGAACUAAAAUUAUCUUUCUUAGUCUUAACUGUCGACGUUAGUAGUAUGCUAAUCACACAUUACGGGUAACACCCGUAUUCUUAGCCCGCAAAACAGUCGUUUCCUUACAACUGCACAUGAGGCGCGGAAAGGUAUUGGAUACCAGAGAAAAAAAAAAAGAGCGGUGGGAGGGAGAAAAAUGAAAAAAGUAAACGUUUCCCCUCUCGUAACCCCUCUUGAUCUCGCUUCUUGCUCAGUUCUGCCUCUUGCCUUAUCACUCCAGUAAAACAUUGCUUCGCAUGCAGGCAGCUGUAUUGUCUUCACGCUUGCCAUUCGAUUCACAUUCGUUCCAAAGCUUUGCCAAGUCGCUCCUCUCUUAAAGAGCUACUGAUAAGGAGCGCCUUUUUUCCGCCAAGAAAUAAGGAAUUUCUCCUGAUAUUGGAGUGAAAUACAAAAGACAGAGAGAGCAACACUUCAAACUAAGAUCAAGCGCCCCCAUGUCAGUCUAACCUCGUGCAAAAUAAGCGUUAUUGCCCGAAGACUUUCCGUAUUACCACAUGUUUGGUCAAGUGAAUCCAGCAUCGCCAGUGAUAUAAAGAAAUAAUUUGUAGACGCGAGCAGCUGCUUUGUUCUUAUUGGCUGGAAUAUUCUAGCUUUGAGCGUCAUUGAUGUCUGGUCCGCUCUGUCCUGACCAACCACUAUUUAUUCCGAUAAUAAGUGACGUAAGUUCAGUCGUUCUCCCUUUUUGCAAUUUACUCUUUUGCACUUUUCUUUCAGCACCUGAGGUCCUCAACUUUGAGCUAACUCACUGGGGAGCGGAUGUGUGGAGCGUGGGGAUACUACUCUACAUACUGUAGGUUUUCAAUGAGCCCUUUCAAUUAAUAACCUUUAUAAGUGAUAGUUAUUUCAAUUGGCCAUUCUCGAGUUUCAAUACGAGGCUAAAUACAAAACUUUUGUUGUCAAAAUGAGUUUUAUUUGCAUGAGAAUAAACAAUCAUUUGGGACAACUCAGAAAUGGCCUGCGUGAAUCGAUGUGAAAAUUCAAUCAGCUUGAGUCCAUGCAUUGAUGAAUAUUACAUCACUUUCAUUUCAUCAAAGAUCUAAAGUUCCCUUUUAAAAGCCACAAAGUUUGUUGCAGUCAAAUGUCCUUAAAAUUAUAUCAUAAGCGUUCAUUUUAGCGUCGCUGUUACGAUUAUGAUGAGAAGGCUUAAAAUUAAGUAAGCUUUUAGAAAAGAGCCAGGGGGAAUGCCUUAUAUGGGCAAGACAGGUAUGUGCCGCUCAAUAGGGUAUGGUUUUGAGGGUUUCCAUCCUUAAAUGGGGUGUCAUUUUUGUCCUUGUCGGCUUUGUGUUAUAUCAGCUACAAUUCAAGUGCGUAAACUGGGCCUCUUUUUUCAGGUUUGGGCCUUAAGUAGGGUUUCAGUUUUCGUUUGUCUCAUCCUUAAACAGGGUCAGCGUUUGAGACCUUGGGCGGCACAACAGCUAUCAGAAAUUAAUAGGAGCUCCCCCCCCCACCCCCACCUCCCCGGCAGGGGAAACGAGUUAGGACAAAAUCAGACUAAGUUGCUUGUUAUCUACAAUCAGCGGAGAACACUGAAAAAUAAUAAUGAGAAUCUGUACUUAUUCUAUCCGCAGAUAGGGUGGCGGAAGUUGUUAUGGACAAGGAGCUUAACUUAAAGAAAUCCCCCAUCCGAGCUGCCAUGCCAAAUUAACCGAUAAAAAUAAUUUAUUGAUUAUAAGAUUGAUUGACUGACAUCUCAUCCUUGUUUGUAUCAACAGACUGAGUGCAACAUUGCCUUUCACAGUGGAAGACGCUGAUGAUGACGAAGAUGUUGACGAAAAAGUUGCUGCAAAAGUCCGUGCUGCCAAUGUUGUCAUGCCAACCAAUUUAUUCCGUAAUGCCACUGAGGAGGCCGAAAACCUGAUAAAAAAACUACUCGUUCGUCAGCCCGAGUAAGUCUCGAUAGCAUAUCCUUCAAGAAUAGUCUUUUUAACCACCAUGAAGAAGCCUCUUUGUGAUAACUAGGAGGCUGGGGGAGGGGAAAAGAAAGCGCACUAGGAACGUCGUUCUGCACGUCACCUCUUAAAGGGUCCCUCUGUUGGGGAGAGAGUUAAACUGAAGUAUUGAUCUUUGGAAAGAGAUAGGUCCCGUCAAGCUACACAAAUUCCAACUCAUGUGAUUUUGUGGGACGUGUUUCAGCAACUGGAGGUUUGAAAAUACGUCAUUAGUUUAAGCUUUAGUUUGGAACGUGUAGGAGUCUCAUGCCACGUUUUCUUUCUAAAUCUUUUUGUUUUUAUACGUCGCCUUUUAAACGUCCGGCGAACUUCACAUGCGCGGAACCUAUUAAUAUUAUUAGUAUUAGCUAUAAAGUACGUCGUUCAUUGUUCUGUUGUAACUAAUGUGUGUCAGUUAUUUCAGAGCAAUUAGUUGGUAGCGCGAGUCAACUUAGUGGUGGCGAGUUAGUUAGUUAGGUGGCGAGUCGACCAUUUGGUAGCAAGAUCGUCGGUGGCGAGGUGACUAAAUUGAGCCAUGUGCCUAAAUUAGUCACUUAAAAAGAAACGUAGCCAGCAGUAAACUUGCAGAAACAACACAUUUUCAAUGAAAAACUUGCUUGCCAUGAUAUACCCCAAAGAAAAUAACAGGAUCAUAAAUCCUAAAAUUCCGAUUUAUCUUUGAUUCAAUUUAAUCACCCAGGGAAUAUACUAAAUGUUCUCGGAAUUUAGGAAAGAAAUCCGUUUUUGGAUUCACGAGUCCGGUCCCUAUUCAGAUUUAAUUAAAGAAAUAAACUAUUAAUUACAUGAAGGCUAAGAAAUGAUAUAAUGUUGUUCAUUGUUUUUAUAUCUCAAUACAGAAGGCGACCAAAUGCUGCAACUUGCUUAGAUGAUCCUUGGCUUUCGGUAAGCUCACGGCUUAGAGGCUUCUGCAAAGACUCCAGUUCUGGGAACAACCAUCCGUAGCCUUUGAUCCAUUGACGUGUUCUCAUAUUUGUUCUAUGCCUUGAUUGUACUGAAAUUGAAGUUUCUUCUAAUGAAGCAACAGUUAUUUGUCAUAAAUUUUAAGCUUUCCUUCAUUUUUAACACGACUCUCUCAAAAAUUUCUAACAAUCGAACUAGGGGUGUGUAUGCGCAAAGAACAAAACAUUUCAGCUUGUUGUAAUUAAAUUGGUUUUUAUCGUUUUAAAUUUUCAGUGCCCGUGAGUUUUUUGUUUCUCAUGGUUUUGUUUUUAUUCUCUUUGGACAGCCCCUUCUUACUCAGAAAAGAAAGUCUUCAGAGAUACCGGUCUUUAAAUUCCAGGCCUUAAACGAAAAGCUAAAGAAAGCGGUAAGUCGUAAUUUCCUGCAUACAUUAUAAUGGAAUCUAUCCAGCAAGCAAUCGGCCCAUAUAUGGUAAUCCAACACAGUCUUGGAAUGUGGACUCCGGAUUCCAGGUAUUGGAAUCGGGAUUCCUUUUCAGUGGAACUUGGAUUCCGGAUUCCAACCGUAGUUAGCGGUAUUCCGGAUUGCAAAGCCCAGCCAGAUUCCACACGCAAAAAUAUUUCCGGCAUUCUGGAAUCUGUAUUGCCUUACAUUGGACGAUAUGUUGUUUAUACUUAUCAGCACAAGGAAUGAUUUUAUUACUGGUCUACUUGGCAGACGUUUUGAGGAGAAUUAGCCUUGCCGCAAGAGCGCCCCGGAGAACUUGCUAGUAGGCUAGGGGAGAAUGGAAAAGGGAAACAUGAAUGGCUCACUACAGAGCGAGAAGGAAAUAAGGAGAGCGCGUUCCCACCCUCCUUCUUUGCGCGCCUCAAUUCUUGCUUGUCUCUAUCCCCUUCAAACGGUUACCAAGCAUCUAUUGAAAACCGAUAGGACUAAGCUGGUGGAGCCUAAUUAAUUCGGUGUGUCAUCAUAUAAAAUUGUGGGAGUCCUCAAAUAAUACAAUAGCUAUUAUCUUAUUCUGCUCAAAAGGGGCCGAAUGAGAAAGGAUAGUACCCGACGCAAAAUUUUUCAAAAAUUCGGUAAUACGUAUACCUCUCGCGAGGUUAACUUCUUUCUUCGGAAAAUGAAAACAAAACUGUUCCAUUCGUUAAAUGAAAUUUUUGGUCUAAUGAUGCGUUUUUUUAAUGCAAACUCCCAUAGCUAUUCAUCUACUUGUCUCUUUUAACAGGAAGAAGACGAAAUGGUCAUUGCUUCUUGUGUUCUCCGUUCUUUUGAAGAAGAAGCCUACGAAUCUCCUGAAGAGGAAGAAGAAUAAUUUGUCGUCUCCUUUUGUUUCUCUAACUAAUCUGUAGCGGCAAGGAAAGAUUAAAAAUGCAGAGCAGUCA